AUGAACGGUAACAUUGACCCCGAGAGGGCGCAAGCCCUCGAGGAUUACAAGAAGAGCCUGCUGGAGUUGCGAGAGUGGGAGGCAAAGUUAAAAUCGUUGCGCAUGGGAAUCAGAGACCUCCAGAAAGAAUAUGAUGUGACGGAGGAGAACAUCAAGGCUCUUCAGAGUGUCGGCCAGAUCAUUGGGGAGGUAUUGAAGCAGCUCGAUGAGGAACGAUCGCCUGAGACGAAUGGCAAGCUAAUGCGAGUAGUCAUUGUCAAAGCAUCUUCUGGCCCCAGAUAUGUCGUUGGGUGUCGCUCUAAGGUCGAUAAGUCGAAAUUGAAGCAAGGCACUCGUGUCGCCCUUGACAUGACGACGCUCACGAUCAUGCGGAUGUUACCUCGUGAGGUUGACCCCUUGGUGUACAACAUGUCUCUGGAAGAUCCGGGUCAGGUUAGCUUUGCUGGUAUCGGUGGCCUGAAUGAGCAGAUCAGAGAACUACGAGAGGUGAUCGAGCUGCCGCUGAAGAAUCCGGAGCUCUUCCAGCGGGUCGGCAUCAAACCCCCGAAGGGAGUGUUGCUUUAUGGGCCUCCUGGUACAGGAAAAACACUUCUCGCAAGAGCUGUAGCCAGCUCGUUGGAAACGAACUUCCUGAAGGUGGUGUCGUCCGCUAUCGUCGACAAAUAUAUCGGUGAAUCAGCACGAUUAAUACGAGAGAUGUUCGGAUAUGCAAAAGAGCACGAGCCCUGUAUCAUCUUCAUGGACGAGAUUGACGCUAUCGGAGGGCGACGAUUCUCAGAGGGAACUUCCGCUGACCGCGAAAUCCAAAGAACAUUGAUGGAAUUGCUCAACCAGCUGGACGGGUUCGACUAUCUCGGAAAGACAAAGAUCAUCAUGGCCACGAAUCGACCGGACACACUCGACCCCGCGCUCCUUCGUGCCGGUCGACUGGACCGUAAGAUCGAGAUUCCGCUGCCGAACGAAGUGGGCCGGCUGGAGAUUCUGAAGAUCCACGCCAGCACUGUGAGGACAGAGGGAGAGAUAGAUUUUGAAAGCCUUGUCAAGAUGAGUGACGGCCUCAACGGAGCUGACCUGCGGAAUGUUGUGACUGAAGCGGGAUUUUUCGCCAUCAAGGAUGAGCGGGAUGCGAUCAAUCAAGAUGACUUUAAUAAGGCUGUUCGCAAAGUUGCGGAAGCAAAGAAGCUGGAGGGCAAGCUGGAGUACCAGAAACUGUGA
Messenger RNA from Rasamsonia emersonii CBS 393.64, 1215 nucleotides. Its product is annotated as Proteasome endopeptidase complex. Bases 1 to 1215 code for a protein of 404 amino acids. Gene Ontology annotation, cellular component: proteasome regulatory particle, base subcomplex; cytosolic proteasome complex. Gene Ontology annotation, biological process: positive regulation of RNA polymerase II transcription preinitiation complex assembly. NCBI's taxonomy places the organism in Eukaryota, Fungi, Ascomycota, Eurotiomycetes, Eurotiales, Trichocomaceae. The record is from RefSeq and is a predicted model, not a curated record. The transcript has 4 exons. Gene Ontology annotation, molecular function: ATP hydrolysis activity; proteasome-activating activity; ATP binding.